Messenger RNA from Argentina anserina (silverweed cinquefoil), 1751 nucleotides. Its product is annotated as malate dehydrogenase, chloroplastic. Bases 177 to 1409 code for a protein of 410 amino acids. Lineage: Eukaryota; Viridiplantae; Streptophyta; Magnoliopsida; Rosales; Rosaceae. Gene Ontology annotation, biological process: tricarboxylic acid cycle. Gene Ontology annotation, molecular function: L-malate dehydrogenase (NAD+) activity. The transcript is spliced from 2 exons. The record is from RefSeq and is a predicted model, not a curated record. Gene Ontology annotation, cellular component: mitochondrion; cytoplasm.
AUAUUUGCUUCCUCGUUUCGCCCUUCAACUUCAUCACUCGUCUCUCUAUCUGGUUGUUGUGGCCGUUCAACAACUCCAAAGGUUAGUCCCCUCCUUCCUCUGCUUCUCCGAUUCCAUGUCAUUUCAUUUCCCUUUUUGAGAUCUGUAGGCUCUUACUUUAGAUCUGGGUGUGAGAGAUGGCAGCAACAGCAGCAGCUACCUUCUCCAUCGGAACUACCUUUUCCGUUGGCCGGAAAGGAGUGUCAACCCCACAAUCAAAGCCUUGUGCUUUGAGGUUCACCACCCAAAACCCUCUUAAGAGUUUCAGUGGCCUUAAGGCGGCAGGUGGAUCGUUUGCUUGCGAGUCUGAGUCAUCAUUCUUUGGCAAGGAAACCACUGCUGCUAUUCGAGCUUCGUAUGCUCUCAAGGCCCACAAGGAAGCCGCGGUGGUUCAGCAGCCGCAGGCGUCUUAUAAAGUAGCUGUUCUUGGAGCUGCUGGUGGAAUUGGUCAACCCUUGGCCCUUCUCAUUAAGAUGUCCCCUUUGGUGUCUUCCCUGCAUUUGUAUGAUAUUGCGAAUGUCAAGGGUGUCGCGGCUGAUCUCAGUCACUGCAACACUCCCUCGCAGGUUCUGGAUUUUACCGGGGCAGAUGAGUUGGGUAAAUGUUUGACAGGUGUGGAUGUGGUUGUCAUUCCUGCCGGAGUUCCCAGGAAGCCUGGCAUGACCCGUGAUGAUCUCUUUAAUAUCAAUGCCGGCAUUGUGAAGUCCUUGAUUGAGGCUGUUGCUGAUAACUGUCCUGAUGCUUUCAUUCACAUCAUCAGUAACCCGGUCAACUCUACCGUGCCUAUUGCUGCUGAGGUUCUGAAGCGGAAGGGUGUAUAUAACCCAAAGAAGCUCUUUGGUGUUUCUACUUUGGAUGUGGUGAGGGCAAACACAUUUGUUGCUCAGAAGAAAAAUCUGAAGUUGAUUGAUGUUGAUGUCCCAGUUGUUGGAGGACAUGCUGGAAUAACUAUAUUGCCCUUGCUGUCAAAGACAAAACCCUCAGUCAGCCUAUCUGAUGAAGAAGUUGCAGAGCUGACUGUCAGGAUUCAGAAUGCUGGAACUGAAGUUGUGGAGGCAAAGGCAGGUGCUGGAUCUGCAACAUUGUCAAUGGCAUAUGCCGCAGCUAGAUUUGUUGAGUCAUCUCUCCGUGCUCUUGAUGGAGACAGCGAUGUCUAUGAGUGCUCUUAUGUGGAUUCAAGUCUGACUGAGCUUCCAUUCUUUGCUUCAAGGAUUAAGAUUGGAAAGGAAGGAGUUGAAGCUUUGAUACCAUCUGACCUGCAGGGUCUGACGGAUUAUGAGCUAAAGGCUCUGGAGGCACUUAAGCCAGAACUGAAAGCCAGCAUUGACAAGGGCAUUGCUUUUGCCAACAAGCAACCAGUGGCUGCUUAAUUGCUAGCAUCUGAAGCUCCACCUCAUUCGAAUUAAUGCUUUACAGAGGGAUCUGAAGAAAUCUGGUUAUGUUUCUUUGGGUUUAUCUUUGCAGCAGUACUUUCAAUUUUGUAGACUGAAGUUUAUAUUGUUCCAGUUGUCUAUGUUGCAGCAGGGGGAAGAAAUAUAGAGUUGCUUCUGUUGUUGUAGAGGAAGGUAGACAGUUUUGAAAUAACUUGGCUGCUCAGUUGUUAGUGUUUAGGGAUAUAAUGUAUUUCUCCUCCCUCUGCAUGUUUGCAAGAGUUGAGCUAGUCUGUGAUGCAACAAAUAAAUUCUUAAACAGCUGAUUUACAUCUUUCGUGG